UGUCGAUUUGUCAUCACUAGUCAAUCUCGGCUCAGCUGAGUAGGUUGUGUUUACCUAAUACGGGUUGCGGGUGCCGUAGGUGGAUUUCUGCCAUUUUGGAGAAAAGAAGAGUGCAAGUCGGGAGCUGGAGAAAGUGAAGUCCUGGAAGAAUGGGCGCCCUGAAAGGAUUCGUCAAGUUCAACGGCUAUACGGUGGCCGUUGCGUGCAUAAACUACACGCUGACAAAAGUGUUGGCAACGAAUAUCGAGGGAAAGUUUGUGGAAGUUUUUUCCUUUGUAAAAAGCUAUCUAGCAACCGCGAGUCAACCCUCAUCGAUUUCAUACUUGGCACUACUCAUAGCAAGCAUUACGCUAUUCCUGGGCAUAUUCUGGGAAUGCAAAGCCCUAAUGAUCCCAUUCAUCGUUGCCUACAUAAAGGUGCUAGACGACGAAACCGGUGGAACCUACAAAAUGGCAACCGUGUGGGAGUUGCUUUUCUCAGUCUACACUGCAAUAACGCUGAUCAUGCUGUUCUCGCUAGGACUCUGCACUUGUUUCCGCAGUAAGGAUGAUCAAUCCAAAAAGAAACAACCCUCUUGGAUAUCCCAGUGCUGCUGGACUUUUUGGGGUUGUCGAUGCUGUAGGCGAGGUCGAGAAGUGUACCCAACGCUAGACGCACACUCGCACUGUUCCUGCGAGACCUUGAAUAUCCGGACGGCCGGACCGAACGAUAAGCACUAUCAUCGGGUGAUAUUUGUGUAGGCGGACACAGACGUGAUGACGAUGAAGACGGCAACGAUGACGUUGGCUUUUGAUGAAACAUUAUUUUUGUUAAUCAGCUGCGCGAUGACCAAAGAGUUGAUGCCAAUGAAGGUUCAUGACACGCAACCAGGGAGAGGGUUGAUCAUCGAACGAUGAACCAGCGAUCUUGAACGGAUCCUGGUAUGACGAAAACGAUUACUUUUCUUAUGCGAGAGUCAUUCCAGCUGGAUGGGGGGAAGUGAGCGAGGGAAAAGUGACUGCAGGGGAUUGCAGCCGAGUGAAUCAAGUGAAACUAGUUGUGAGUGUGUACUCAGAAAACGAAAAUAAGUGAUAGAAUGCCCUUAGUCAAAACGAAAAUAUAGUAGUGAAUAAGUGAAUCAUUUUGUAGGUGAAAUACUGAUUUCCGUGAAAUCUAGUCCUUUAAAAAGAAAGUGUCUAUUUACAUACAUAUCAUAAUUAUUUAUACGUACUGCCCAAUUGCCUCAUCAAUUGAAAUUUAACCGAAAUUGUUAUCUAUUAUUUAGGAGAAUUUCAAUAAAUUUUCAAUAUCCCGGA
Messenger RNA from Aedes aegypti (yellow fever mosquito), 1295 nucleotides. RefSeq lists its product as uncharacterized. The coding region runs from base 150 to 740 and encodes 196 amino acids. The record is from RefSeq and is a predicted model, not a curated record. NCBI's taxonomy places the organism in Eukaryota, Metazoa, Arthropoda, Insecta, Diptera, Culicidae. The transcript is spliced from 3 exons.